UAUUCAUUUAUUUUAAACAAAUAUGCAUACAAGAUAAUUCUGAAUAACUGUGAUUUUAAGUAUUUAUAAAAACAUUUUAUUGGCAAUCAGCAAAUACAAUUACUGUAUUAUCGGCAAAAUAUUUCGUUCAAAAAAUAAUAGAUAGCGUAAUAAAACAACUAAUUUUCCAUAAUUUUGACAUUUGUCCUGAAUUAUGUGUCUGUGAGACAAGAAAAAUUAUAUAUACUACAUAAUUUCUUAUUAAAUAGAUAAUUAUUUACUGUGACAAUGACAUCUGUCAAAGAUCCAUUAAGAGAAGACAUUGAAAGUGAACCACCACCUUUUUUGGAAAAUUCAGCAGAUCAUAAUUUAAGAUGUGAAUCGCCAAAACGUGGAACUACUCUUUCGACAAGUACAAGUAGCUUCGAAGCAUUGGAUCCUCAUGAUCCGAAUCUUAGUCGUUUAGCUAAUACGAUGUUUCAAAAAACUGGAGAAUAUUUACAAGAAGAACUUACCGCUACUCAUGCCGAUUAUCGUUUAUUAGAACGAUUAAAUAAAGAAACUAUUGCGAAGUAUACAGAGUUAAAAACAAUAUCAUCUAGUGUAGCCCAAUCUUUGGAUUCUUUAAACGAAAAAUAUAAAAAGUUACAACCAAUUUUAGAUAAUAUCAAUGAAAUUGAUGAUAGUGUAACUAAACUAGAACAAGCUGCAUAUAAAUUAGCAGCAUAUUCAAAACGAUUAGAAGCAAAAUUUAAGGAUAUUGAAAAAGAUACAAAAAGUAAAUAAAAUUGUAA
This is a messenger RNA of Apis laboriosa (Himalayan honeybee), 773 nucleotides long. RefSeq names its product biogenesis of lysosome-related organelles complex 1 subunit 2 (gene Blos2). The record is from RefSeq and is a predicted model, not a curated record. The transcript has a single exon. Gene Ontology annotation, cellular component: gamma-tubulin complex; BLOC-1 complex; BORC complex. Bases 268 to 765 code for a protein of 165 amino acids. Gene Ontology annotation, biological process: lysosome localization; endosomal transport. Lineage: Eukaryota; Metazoa; Arthropoda; Insecta; Hymenoptera; Apidae. Gene Ontology annotation, molecular function: gamma-tubulin binding.